Messenger RNA from Mugil cephalus (flathead mullet), 1138 nucleotides. RefSeq names its product adhesion G-protein coupled receptor G4. The transcript is spliced from 3 exons. Lineage: Eukaryota; Metazoa; Chordata; Actinopteri; Mugiliformes; Mugilidae. Bases 318 to 1022 code for a protein of 234 amino acids. The record is from RefSeq and is a predicted model, not a curated record.
UAAUAUUAGAUCGUUUUAGCUUACAAGCUGUAAAGGAAGAUUUCUGUGUAAUCCCAUGGCCGAAACAAAAAAGGCACUGAUCAUAUCCACAUCUAGAAAUGCAGAUUGCACGCAAGAGGAUGAAUGUUACAGUGAAAGGCAAAAAGAGGAAGCUUGUGAGCAUGGACACUCAGAUUUUGUUCUCAUGAAAAAAAUAAAUAUAUAUAAAAUUUGAAUAUUAGCAAAUUACGGUUACAGAGAAAAGUGCAACAGAGGUUACGGAUGAACUUUUUUUUUGUUUUGUUUUUUUAAGUUGUUUACCUCAUGUUUACAGGAAGAUGUGUGGCCCUUGCUUUGGCCAACAUUGGCAAUUGAUAUAUGACUUUCUUCUUGUCAUCUGGCUUUUGCUUCUGGCUGGAGCUCCACACACUGCAUGUGGCUAUUUCCUGGGAGACACUAAGGCUGUAUUAAAUGGCUGUAAAGACCACUGGACCCUGCAGGACAGGGCCACCAUGCCGCUGCUUUUCCAGAUGACCGUGUGUGUGGACAUUCGUGUGGUCGUCCCUGGAGCGUGGGUGGCCUUCUCGUACAGCUCGGUCCACACACCCAAGCCUGAGUUGGGGCUGGAGGGAGACCACGAGGCGAUAUAUGGGUGGCUGCUACGAGUCAGGCACCGGUUUCCUAUCCAGCUAUCCCCAACACACUGGCACAGGGUGUGUCUACGGAGAGACGUAAAGGGCAACAAAUUCAGCCUGGAGGUUGAUGGGAUGAUGGUGGCAGAGAGGAUGGUCAUCGCACACGCCAUCCCCCCUUCCGGCUCGCUGUGGCUGGGCUGUCACCCCAGAGACCGACCCCGUGGAGCCGAGCUCGGGAAGGUGGAGCUGUACUUGUUCCGCAUGUGGGCCGACCUGGGUCGUCACGAGUCCUGCGAGGACGGCACUGUGAUCGGCUGGAACGCCCAGUACUGGGGAGUGACCAGUCCCAACGCGAGAGAGAGAGACACAAACCUUCCGUGUGGUGAGACGGACGUGGAAAUUUUUUGAUCCUACCUAUGGUGUAGAUUAGAGCUCAUGCAUGAACCCCUUGUCGAACUAAUUAGCCACUGCAUUUAUAACUAAAUGCAUGGCAGUCCUUACUGUUGUGGAUAUGGAAGACUUAA